Lactuca virosa is the source of this 1104-nucleotide messenger RNA. NCBI's taxonomy places the organism in Eukaryota, Viridiplantae, Streptophyta, Magnoliopsida, Asterales, Asteraceae. The record is from the annotation of a GenBank genome assembly.
AUGAUGGCCCUCGUUAGUAUGUCUCCAUGCACACCUGAGUAUGACCGGAAAGCUGAGCUCACAGCUUUUGACGAAACCAAAACAGGUGUCAAAGGACUUGUAGACGCCGGAAUAACGGAGGUCCCUCGGAUGUUCCACCUACCCUCACCUGAAAAUCUAAACUCCAAUCAACACUCACACUCAGAGCUUAGUCUUCCGACCAUCGAUCUGGAAGGAAUCAACGAAGAUCCGAUCCGGAGAAAGGAGGUGAUCGAGAAAGUGAAGGAUGCAUUCGAGACAUGGGGUUUCUUCCAGAUUGUGAAUCAUGGAAUUCCUGAUAGCAUGUUGGAGGAGAUGAAAAAAGGUGUUUUAGGGUUUUUUGAGCAGGAUAGUGAGGUGAAGAAACAGUGGUACACUAGGGAUCGCAGCGGGAAACAUAAGUUUGUGCACCACAGCAACUUUGACUUGUACACUGCAGCGGUGACUAACUGGCGAGACUCUUUCUUUUGCACCAUGGCUCCUGAUACUCCUCAACCAGCCGAGUUGCCACCGCCUUGCAGAGAUAUUUUAUUGGAGUACUCAAGACAAGUGAUUAGACUCGGAAGUUGUCUAUUGACGUUGAUGUCAGAGGCUCUAGGGCUCGACCCAAAUCAUCUUUUAGACAUGGGAUGUGGCGAUGGGCUUGCUGUCCUCGGUCAUUACUAUCCUCCUUGCCCACAACCAGAGUUAACCAUAGGCACCCCGGACCACACUGAUAACGAUUUCAUCACCAUUCUUCUACAAGAUCAUGUUGGUGGCUUUAAGAUCUUGUAUCAAAACCAAUGGACCGAUGUUCAUCCUACACAAGGAGCUCUUGUAGUGAAUGCUGGAGAUCUUUUACAGCUAGUUACAAAUGACAAGUUUGUGAGUUCACGACACAAGGUGGUGGCAAACAAGGUUGGUCCAAGAGUAUCAGUGGCAUCGUUCUUUAUGACUGAGACCUUGCAAGUUAUUGAGCCAAUCAAGGAUUUACUUUCUAAAGAUAAUCCAGCCAAGUAUAGAGGCACAACAGCGAAAGAAUAUGUUGAUUACUACAGAGCAAAAGGAAUUGAUGGCACUUCUGCUCUUUUGCAUUUCAAGAUCUAG